Molecule: messenger RNA, 1350 nt
Organism: Saccostrea echinata
Lineage: Eukaryota; Metazoa; Mollusca; Bivalvia; Ostreida; Ostreidae
Exons: 5
Coding region: 1-1335 (444 amino acids)
Source: RefSeq, a predicted model, not a curated record
AUGCCCAAAAUACCAAACGAUACAGGUAAGUAUGCCAGUAAUUUUGUGAGGGAACUCUCAUCAGGUGCUAGUCCCAAACUCCAUGCAGAAGUUAUGGCCGGAAACAAUACGACAAGAGAAUGCCCGAGUAUCAUGGAAAUCUUUUUGCCACCUUUCUUUAUGCUGAUUUCAUGUUCAUUGGGUGUUUGUAUAUUGUUGCUUUGCCGGUUCGAAAAAUUUGUCAAACGGUUGAGAUCCCAACACCAUAUUACCAAUAAAGAUUUCGAGGUUUACCACAUUGAAACUUUCUCAGGCCAACAAGCAUUAGACCCAUCCAAAUAUAGAAACAAUAAUUCCAAUUGCUCAUUCCUUUCAAAGUUUGAUCUGGAGGUGCUGAAAGUUCUUCAAACCUUUCCUAAUAAAGCUUCAGAGUUACUUAAGAUAGGCCUUCCAGCCUUAGUAACCAUAUGUUUAGGACCCUUUGCUAUGUUUUUCUAUCAUUCUACAACAGAAUUCUUUUGGCCAGAAAACAAGUAUGCUCAGCUCCCAAACAAUAACCAGUGUGUUUCCUGCUUUCUUACUCCUGCCGGACUUGUCUACGCUAUCUCGUUUGGUUUUGCCUUUUCUUCAGCCCUUGCUAAGCAGAGUGAUAUUUUAACAAAGGUCACAGAAGAAAUCAGCUUUAUUGACCAAGCAGCUACUUUGACGAGUAAGCUGAAGUUAGCAAACAAUAAAAUCAGGAUGGGAAUUUACCAUGCUAUCAAAUGUGAAGCGAUCUACAUGAUACUGCAGAUUGAAAAUAGGAAGGCGUCUUCAUUUGUCAACAAGCCAACUGUUGAUGUUAAAGUUGCAAUAUGGGAAGUUCUCAGUCUACUUCAAAAUCAAAAUCAUCCAAGUGACCACCAUGUAGAUGACGUCAUGAAAAAAUACCUAAUAGAUUAUAUAUCCAGACUCAACAAUAUAUGUUCGGAUGACCUCAGUGUUUUACAUUCAAUGACUCACUGGUUAAUGUGGGUGUUCUUGAUCACUCUGGGAUUCUUCUCUCUUUAUGGUGUGUUACUGAUCCAAGCGUCAUCCUAUCGUAUGGAGCUCAUGAUGUGCACUUUGACACUUUUUUCCAUUAGCAUGCUUUGUUACAUCGUCUCCGAUCUAGACUCUCCAUUUUCCGGUUUCUUCCGUAUCGACAUUUCUAUCAUUGUUGACGUCAUAUACAGGUUAGAGGUCAUGCACAAGAUGGCGUCUCUUGGAUUUGAGGAGACUGUAUGCUAUCCCGACAGUUCACGUUUUCAACAGAAGAGAUAUAACAAUGAGGAGAAAGUGAAUGACCCUACCGUGUACAUUAAGUCGGUGUGUUAAAAGAAAUCUAAAGUC